AUGCGACAUUUCAAAACUUUUCUUUUUUCCGUCUUCCCCAUAAUCUCUCUGCAGAUAAAAAAGAUUUUCUGGGAACGAUGUUCGUGAAACGAAAUCCGAUUAGAGAAGCCACCGCCGGGAAAAACUCUCCGCCGUCGUCACCGACUUUGAAUGUUGCAGUCGCACAUAUAAGAGUUGGAUCUUAUUACGAAAUCGAUCCUUCGAUUCUUCCUCAGAGAUCGCCGGAGAAUCUUAAAUCGAUUAGAGUCGUCAUGGUUGGCAAAAUCACGGCGAGCGAUGUGUCUCUCCGGUACCCAAGCAUGUUUUCACUCCGAUCGCAUUUCGAUUACAGCAGGAUAAACCGGAAUAAACCGUUGAAGAAGAGGAGUGGUGGUGGUCUUCUUCCUGUUUUUGACGAGAGUCAUGUGAUAGCUUCGGAGCUAGCUGGAGACUUGCUUUAUAGAAGAAUCGCACCUCAUGAGAUUUCUAUGAAUAGAAAUUCCUGGAGUUUCUGGGUUUCUGGUUCUUCUCGCAGGAACAGAUUUCCACGAAGGGAGAUGGUUUCUCAACCGGCGUAUAAUACUAGGCUCUGUCGCGCUGCUUCACCGGAGGGAAAGUGCUGGUCUGAGCUGAAAUCUGGAGGGAUGAUUAAGUGGGGAAGGAGAUUGCGUGUGCAGUAUCAGAGUCGGCAUAUUGAUUCUAAGAAGAAUAAGGAAGGUGAGGAGAGUUCUAGAGUGAAGGAUGAAGAGGUUUGCAAAGAAGAGAUAGAGAAAGAGGAUGGUGAUGAUGGGAAUGAAACAGAAGGCACUAAACAAGAAGAUGCAAAGGAGAUAACUGAUGGAAAUCGUAAGAGAAAGUUUAUUGAAUCAAGUACUGAGAGACUCGCUCAGAAGGCUAAGGUUUAUGAUCAGAAGAAGGAAACUCAAAUCGUGGUUUAUAAGAGGAAAUCAGAGAGGAAAUUCAUUGACAGAUGGUCUGUUGAGAGGUACAAACUAGCUGAGAGGAACAUGUUAAAAGUGAUGAAGGAGAAAAAUGCAGUGUUUGGCAACUCCAUACUCAGGUCAGAGUUGAGGUCAGAAGCAAGGAAGCUGAUUGGUGACACGGGCCUAUUAGAUCAUCUGCUUAAGCACAUGGCUGGUAAGGUGGCUCCUGGAGGUCAAGAUAGGUUUAGGAGAAAGCACAAUGCAGAUGGGGCAAUGGAGUAUUGGUUGGAGAGUUCUGAUUUGAUUCACAUAAGGAAAGAAGCAGGUGUUGAAGAUCCUUACUGGACUCCUCCACCUGGUUGGAAGCUUGGUGACAACCCUACUCAAGAUCCUGUCUGCGCUGGAGAAAUCCGUGACAUCAGAGAAGAAUUAGCUAGCCUGAAAAGAAGAGGAUUGGAGAAACUCGCAUCAAAGAAGGAAGAGGAGGAGCUUGUUAUCGUGACUACACCUAAUUCUUGUGUUACUAGUCAGAAUGAUAAUCUGAUGACUCCAGCAAAGGAAAUCUACGCUGAUCUGCUAAAGAAGAAAUACAAAAUUGAGGACCAGCUAGUGAUAAUUGGAGAAACCUUGCGUGAAAUGGAGGAAGACAUGGGAUGCCUAAAGAGAACCGUGGACGAAAACUAUCCUAGAAAACCAGACUCAACAGAGACACCUUUGCUACUAGAGGAUUCACCACCAAUACAGACACUAGAAGGAGAAGUGAAGGUAGUGAACAAGGGUAACCAAAUCACAGAGUCACCUCAAAACAGAGAAAAAGGAAAGAAGCAUGAUCAACAAGAACGAUCACCACUUUCACUUAUAAGCAACACUGGUUUCAGAAUCUGCAGGCCUGUGGGGAUUUUCGCAUGGCCCAAAUUGCCUGCUCUUGCUGCUGCUACUGAUACUAAUGCUUCUUCGCCAAGUCACCGACCAGCCUACCCAUCUCCUUGUCCAGUCAAGCCACUUGCAGCUAAGCGUCCUCUCGGCUUGACAUUUCCCUUCACCAUCAUACCCGAAGAAGCUCCCACAAAUCUAUUCAACGUUUGAAGCUGCCAUCGCAAACUGAUGCAUCAGAUCUUACUUCCCAUACAAGUAAUCUGAUGUGAAUUGGUAAGGUCUCUCUUCCAUGAAAGAUUCAAUAACUACAAGCGAGGAGGUAUUUAAAAGGGAAAUAUCACUUUAUUAUUAUAUAAGGAACUAUAUAUAUGGGAAUAAUUUGGCAAAUUUUGA
This is a messenger RNA of Arabidopsis arenosa, 2171 nucleotides long. The record is from the annotation of a GenBank genome assembly. Lineage: Eukaryota; Viridiplantae; Streptophyta; Magnoliopsida; Brassicales; Brassicaceae.